Molecule: messenger RNA, 2267 nt
Organism: Lucilia sericata (common green bottle fly)
Lineage: Eukaryota; Metazoa; Arthropoda; Insecta; Diptera; Calliphoridae
Product: modular serine protease-like
Exons: 6
Coding region: 243-2180 (645 amino acids)
Biological process (GO): proteolysis; acrosome reaction
Molecular function (GO): protein binding; serine-type endopeptidase activity
Source: RefSeq, a predicted model, not a curated record
AGUUUCAAAGAGAUGCUCGUCGAGACAACUUAAAAGCGGGGAUUUAUUAAAGCGUUUAUGGAACGCCAAUAAAAAAAAACACACAAAGAUCUUGAAAAUACUUAAUAAAAACAACAAAAUUUAUAUACUACAUAUCAAGUACUCGUACUACAUGUAUUUUGGCUGUUGUUUUUGUUGCGGUUUAAGUUUGAGUCGUUUUUAUUAUUAUUAACAAACAAAACUUAAUUUAUAGAAUUUUAGUAAUGAGAAUUUCUAAAAAUGUUUAUCAAUAUUUCAUACAAAUAAUUGUGAUCUCAUUAUGUUUAACGAAUUUUUAUGGCGCCCGCUCCCAAUGUAGCUACAAUGACUGGGCAUGUGAUAAUGGCCAGUGUAUACCCGAUGACAAAUUGUGUGACGGCAAAGUGGAUUGUCGUGAUCGAUCAGACGAAAUUGCCGAGAAUUGUAUACAGUUUCAUGAGUCCUGUCCAAAGUAUGCCUUUCGUUGCGCGUAUGGUGCUUGUAUAGACGGAAAGACAAGAUGUAAUGGUGUGCAAGAUUGUGCUGACAAUUCGGAUGAAUUGAUAUGUAUUAAAAAAGAUGAUUCAGAUUUUCAAAAUAUUUGUUCGGAUACUGAAAUUCAAUGUGUGAAUUCUAAAGAAUGUAUAAACUCAAUUAAUCUUUGUAACGGUCGUGUAGACUGCAAGGAUGGUUCCGAUGAAUCAUUGGAGUUGUGCAUCAACUUUGGUUGUAUAUCCUAUGGUUUUCAAUGUGGCUAUGGUGCAUGUAUUAGCGGCAAUGCUAAAUGCAAUGGUGUAAAAGAAUGUGCUGAUGGUUCUGAUGAAGCCUGGGAGUUGUGUAAUACACCACGAAAGACCACUAACAAUAUUGGUGGUGUUACACCAACCCCAAUACCAAAACCAACACCCACACCUACUCCCGCACAAUUUACUAGAUGUAUUAUACCAAAUAUACCACAACUACAGGAUUUGGUAUUUAAAUUACAUCCUGAAAAUGGAACGAUUCCCAUAGGAUCAUUUGUGGAUGAUUUCGAUAUUAUACAUAUGGAAUGCCAGAACAAAUAUACUUUAAGAGGUCAAUCCAGUCUUUUGUGUCAAAAUGGUAAAUGGAAUUUUGAUUUUCCUUCCUGUGUGGGCUAUUGUGAUGGUACACUUUUGCGCGGUCUCUCUGUGCGUGCUGUUUGUGAUUAUAGAACUCAUUUUAAGGAUUGCCCGAAAAGAAUUCGUCCUGGUACUGAAAUUCAACUUAAUUGCAACUUUGGUUUUAUACGUAAUCCAGAUGUUCCACAGUAUAUAAAAUGUUUAUCAGACGGUACAUUUGACAAGAGUCCCUUGCCUUGCGAACUUCAUUGUGGCAGAGUUUCUCCUAACUCUGAACCGCUGUCUAAACGUGGCGUUCCCAUUAAAGCUAGUACAGCACCCUGGCAUGUGUCUAUACAUGAAAAUAAUAGUGUUUAUUAUGAUUACAUUUGUAGUGGAUCCAUCGUAUCGCCUCGUGUUAUCGUAACAGCUGCACAUUGUUUUUGGGAUCAACCAACAUUAACAUUGAGAAAUUAUACGGAAUAUCAAAUUAUUGCCGGCAGUAAUACGAGUAAUUAUACAACGGAGCAAAAUGAAUACUUGCAGGUAGUACAGGUGGAGGAAAUACAUAUUCCAGUAGAUUAUCGCGGUAAAAAUGGACGUCAAAGGGAUGAUAUAGCAUUUUUAAAACUUAAAACUGGUCUCAGAUUCUCAGAAACUAUAGCCUCAAUUUGUAUGCCAAAUCAAAUUCGCAAUUCUGCAUCAAAUUAUAUUCUCUCCAAUCAACCAGGUUUUAUGACCGGUUUUGGCCUAAACAAUCAUUUGGAAAGACUUAACAUGCUAACGUUAGACUAUAAUGAAUGUUAUAAAAAAAGUGUAAACGAUGCCCCCAUAGCAGAUGAUAAAUUUUGUAUUAUCAAUAAAGAAGGCGCUUCAGUGUGUCGCGGUGAUAGUGGUGCAGGAUUUUUUACCGAAAACCGAAAUUUAGACAAUGAAAUUAUAUACAGACUAUUGGGUGUAAUAAGUAAUACGCCGACCACUAGGAAUGAUUGUACACUUGUUGAUGAUGAUGCUUAUGUUGCAAUUACAAACAUUCACUAUAUGACUUCGGAAUUUAAGAAAAAAUUAUUUGAUGCUAUAAACGAAGAUCGACCAUUAUUUUAAGUAUUAGUGAAGAAUUUUGUUUAUAAGUGUAAAUUUUAAUUAGAUUGUGCAAUAAAGAUAAUUUUAACAUUUUUUUCUAUAUUUAUU